UCCUCCUCCUCCUCCUCCUGCUCCUGCUCCCGUCCCUCCCUGGAUGCGGGGCUGCCGGGUGAGCGCCGGGAGCGCAGCGCUGCGCCUUGCGCGCACCGCCCGGAGCCGGGCAGGAUGGGGUGCGCGGGGCUGCGCGUCGUGGUGCUCGGCUGCCUCCUCUCCGCGGUGUCCAGCACACGUCCAGAGUGCAGCAUCAUUCUGGAGAUUGAAGAGGAACGCAGCCAGUGCUUGGCAGAGAUCGCUAUGGAUAAUCAGACCUCAGGUUGCAGGAGACAAUGGGACAACAUCACGUGCUGGCCUGAAGCGCAGGUGGGAGCAGUUGUGGUGAAGCCAUGCCCAAAGUACUUCAGAUUCCUCACCACUUUCGUUGGAAAUGUGACCAGGAAUUGCACAAGUCAGGGCUGGACAGAUGUGUACCCCGCACCAUAUGCUGUAGCUUGUGGAUUUGAUUCCAACAGCACUCCAGAAGAGCAAACGUCAUUCUAUGGCACAGUCAAGACUGGCUACACCAUUGGACAUACCUUAUCGCUCAUUGCUCUCACAGCUGCUAUGAUCAUUUUAUGUCUCUUCAGAAAGCUACACUGUACUCGAAAUUAUAUUCAUAUGCACCUCUUCAUGUCCUUCAUAAUGAGAGCCAUCGCAGUCUUCAUAAAAGAUGUUAUCCUAUUUGAAAGUGGAGAAUCUGACCACUGCUUUGUGAGCUCAGUAGGCUGCAAGGCCAUGAUGGUUUUCUUCCAAUACUGUGUCAUGGCCAACUUCUUCUGGCUCCUGGUGGAAGGGCUGUAUCUUCACACCCUGCUGGUCAUCUCCUUCUUUUCGGAGAGGAAGUACUUCUGGUGGUACAUCUUGAUUGGCUGGGGUGCCCCCUCCGUGUUCAUCACUGCUUGGACUAUUGUGAAGAUUUACUUUUUCAACGUUGGGUGCUGGGAGGAAAUAAUAGAAUCCCCCUUCUGGUGGAUCAUUAAAGCUCCUAUUUUGGUGUCUAUUUUGGUGAACUUCAUCCUCUUCAUUUGCAUCAUCCGUAUCUUAGUCCAGAAGUUGCAUUCCCCAGAUGUUGGACACAAUGAAACCAGCCAUUAUUCGAGACUGGCCAAGUCCACCUUGCUGCUGAUCCCUCUCUUUGGUAUUCACUACAUCAUGUUUGCUUUCUUCCCUGACAAUUUCAAAACGGAAGUUAAGCUGGUCUUUGAGCUCGUGGUUGGGUCGUUCCAGGGAUUUGUGGUGGCGGUUCUGUACUGUUUCCUCAACGGGGAGGUCCAGGCUGAGCUCAAGCGAAAGUGGCGAAGGUGGCACAUGGAGCGGUUCCUGGACUCAGAUAUGAAGUAUCACCACCCUUCCUUAGGCAGCAACGGCACCAAUUUCAGCACCCAGAUCUCCAUGCUGACCAAAUGCUCGCCAAAGACACGCCGGUGCUCCAGCUUCCAGGCCGAAUUCUCACUGGUGUGAUGGGGAGAGGCUCUCCAAGUACUGAGCAUCCAAGGGAGAGAAGGAUCCCCAGGAACCAGUGACACAUUGACAAACCCAUGUGAAAUGAUGUGCUCUGCAUGAGCCAACAGGACAAAGUACUGGAAAAGCCACUGGCAUCCAGAACAAGAUCAGACAAGCUAAGAGGCAGAGAAAUACUGUUCCUCUCCCUCUUUUCAGACCUUUCGCUCUAAGUUGGUGCCCUCAGGGGCUGAUAACUAUGAGUAAAGGUCCCUGUCACUUGAGGAGAGCCUGGGAGAUCCUAUUAUAAAUACUGAAGUAAGGGGGGAAAGGGAGGGGAGAGCCUGAGUCCUUAGUGGCUUUACCAGAACCGGCAUCUCUGAAACAGAUAAAUUGCACUUUUUAAAAGAUUACAGAAUGAGCCAGUAAAGGAGAGAUGAAGGCAAGAAGUGGAAAAAAUAAAAUAAAAUUAAAAAUAAAAUAAAAAAAAAACAAACUUCUGAAUGUGCCAAAAGCCCAGUUAAGAGGUGGUGAUAAGGCACCAAAGAAAGUCGGAGAUGGCAAGAAGGGACAGGAGGAACAUGAGCAGGAAGGGGAGAGGCCAGCGCACGACCCCUGCCCUGUGUUUUACCCGUGCGAAGAAGAAGCUGCGGCACCAGGAAUGCCCCUUGGAGGAUGCCCCAAUGUUGGAGCGAAUUCUGCCAAUUGCUCACCACCUUCAUUAGCAAAAAGUUUCGGAGCAUUGUUGGGUGCCCUCUGGAAAAGCAGCUUGCUGAGAAGGAGCAGCACAAACGUCCUUCUCUGCACUGCCUUCGUGGCAUCGUGUCUUGUUUGGUUGUUUUCAAUGAACAGGAAACUCGAUUUGCAUGUAUAAAAACCAGGUACAGAUGCCAAAAGCGGAGAACGGCUGUGUUUUUCAUUCUUUUUAAGUUCACCCAUCGAUCUUGGUGCAUUACUGCACCCAGCAUCAUUAGGGAUCAGGGGAAAGCAAUUGGUCUGUAAUUCGUUUGCACUUGCUUAGCACACACUGCCAGGGAAGGGAGAUGUAGAACCCUGUAAUCCUUAAUUGAAUCAGACCUGCCAUAAGGAGCCACUCUCCAGAUGAAAAAAAUUAGCUUCACAGCAGCAAGCAAAAUUGCUUUCAUCAAAACAAGGUUGGCUCAGCACGUAACUGGCACUCCAGGAGUCAGGAAGGAGCGAAGGAGCUAUUAAAUUGAUUUCUUCUUCAGCUUUUGCAGGGAGCUUUCAUCCUGUGAUGAAGGCACUGUUAGAUCUUUAAGAUGUGCAUGUGCAUUUUACAUCUUUUUUUGAAGGUCUAUUAGUUUCCAUAUUGGGGCAAUCCCUAUCUGAGGAAUGUACAUAGAGCCUGCUAAAACCAAGGCAAUAGUGGAGUGUUUUUUGUUUUUGUUUUCUUUUCUCAAUGGAGGGAAGAAGGAGAAAGGAGAAACCAAAUCCUGUUCAAAUAUGCUGAGCUGGCAGCUCAUAGGGCAUCACGUCACAGCGCACACUUACAGGCAAUUCCUCAAACCCAAACUUAGAAAAUAGCACGAAGAUGCAGAUGCUCACAGUUGUGUCUCACCCAAUUGCUUUUGAUUUGGGGUUAUACCCAUUAUACACUAGUGGUGGAAAAUCCAAGAUCUCAACUUUUCCACCAGGUAUUAACAACAAAUGGACUUUCUUCAAAAUUAAGUUGUAGUUCCUUGAAGGGAAACUUCUUUAUUUAAUGGGUUUGAGGGUUGUUUUUGUUUGUUUUGUUUGUUUUGCUUGUUUGCUUGCUUGCUUGAAGCAUCUCUGAUUCGCUGCCAGAAAAACACACUGAGCCCAGGAGGAGGGCUGCAGACCAGGAUAUCCAGGACAUCCCAUUCCUUUCUCAGUUCUGAGGAGCUGUUUUUCCACUGCAUACCCCUCUCUGGAGCCAUACUUGUCAUCAUCUGAGCUGGAUGUUGCCAAUAUAUUUCUCCACAUGCAGGACUGAGGAUAGCAGAGAGGGCUGAAGUCAGUAAGGGGCACCAGAUAGUCUGAUACAACUGCUCUGAGGGGUGGACGUGUACUCAUGGGUUUCCAGCAAGCUAGCUCAGAUGCUGUCACAGUGUAACCAUGGCUAUCCAACCUGAAAAAAAAUACGAGAAUAGAUAGAUAUUUGUGGAGGAAGAUAGUCACACUGAGCUCCGUGCUCCUGGAAUUAAACUGCUGAUAAGACUGAAUGCUAGCCAGGUACAAGCUAUCAUUUCUAUGGCUAUGCUGCACUGAAACCAUAUCAUGAGCAGUCAGAAUCCAACACCAAUGUGCCAUGAGGUCUUCAAAAUCCUCUUAGCAGUUCUCUAAUUCCCAAAAUCCAGAAAAACCAAUAGGGUGUUUAAAAUUCCCACAUGUUGCUUGCACCAAAGCCCUUAUGGCCUGGCACCCUGAGGAGCAAGGUCCCUAUUGAAUUCCCCUUGUGGAUCUCAGAGGCAGGCAAUUUUUGUUUGGAGCUGGUGCUGCUGUGGUGACUGCAAUCAGACCUGGACCAGGACUCACACAGAACCUGCUGGAGAAGUCCCACAAGCACAAACAAUUCUCCCAUGCAUGGUUCAAAGCAGGGACUGGACCCAGCUCUGCACUUCACCAAGUGAAGGGCCAUCUGCUGGGAUGCCUGGGAGAAGAGGGGGAAAGUUCUCAUUAGGUUUCCAAGUUUUCACAUUUGCUGUAAAAUGUUUCCUGGUGUUGUAAACUGGUUCAGAGUUUGGGAGCAGUGUCAGUCUGGGAAAGAGCUGAGUCCUCAGGCUGUAAAGUCAUGACCUCAUCAUUUGUCAUGGUGGUAGCUCUCAAUGCCCAGCAAACUUGGCUACAGAGGAAAACUGCCUAAUCUUGUCAGUGUCUAAGGUGUGAACGUGAAUCCCAGGUGCCAGAGAAGCAAAGCAGGGACUUUAAGCCCAAAGCUGUUGAGUGCAAGUGGAGCACCAGUGGCAGCAGCCUCCUCUCCUGCCUGAGACGUGAGGGAAACGUGUCCCAUCUGUCUCAGGCAGCAUCUCUGUGGGAGAAGGUCCCUGCCUGAGAGCCACAAGCAGGGUGAGUUUCGUCCCUGUGCUUAGCUGUGCCAGCAUCAACCACAUGCCAAAGGCAGCAGGAAGAGGCUUGCCUUUUAGAAACACAACAGGGAAAAAAUUGGCCGUUUAUCCAUGCAACAGGUCCCUCUGCAUCCCCCGAGCUGCACCACCAGCCUGAAGAUAGGCCAUGGCCUAAACUGAGGAGCUCCUUCAGAAAUUAACUACAUUAACAUGCCAGCAACAGUGCUCCCAGGCAUCCUGCUUGCAAUUACUUAAUCACUGAAAAUCCAACAGCAUUGCCAUUAUGCUGUCAGGGGUGUUGAAAGGUUGACAUGGAUGUGGUGAAUACCUGCUGUGACAGGCAUGGCAACCCCAGGGAUGCAGACAGGGGCAGAGCUGCCAGCCCAGCUAUGAUGGCCCCAUAUUUCAGGAGAACAGAGGAGCCGGGGAUGAAAUCAGAGCUUUUCUCUCUAGGGAUAUGAACAAUCAACUGAUGGAAAAAAUGUUUCUCAUGCCUGCUCUGGCUUUCAGAUCAGGCCCUUGUUUAGGUGACUUAGUGCAGGAAUUUGGCUGGAUAACUUGGCCUCUCUGCUCUGAAUUUUUUUUUCACCCAACGCAUCAAUAACAUAGAGUUCAUGGACCUUGCUGCAACCCCAAAUGGCAACCCAAACCGCGUUGUGCUAAAGCAAUGCAGAAAACAUGACGCCGUGCUCAGAGCUACUGCAGUUUGUUACAAAGCACAAGUCUGACCUCUUUAACUCAUGGUAAGACAGGAACGACUCCGGUGAAUGCAAUGGAGUUACUUCAAUACAAAAGAAGUUGAGGAGGUAUAACUGGAUGUGUUAAGCUUUUUGACAUGUUUGAGGAUCUUGAAGUUGGACUCUGAAACACUUUACAGAAAUCAGGCCAAAUUCUGAUCCCACAUGCAUCUAUCAGUUCACUGCAGUGACUCCUGAUGUACACAAGCUUGUAACUGGAAUUUGACUUUAGAAAAAUUCCUUUAUCUUCAGCCUGGAACUGUUUACUCCCUUCUUUAUACCAGUGAGAGAUCAAAUCCAACCCCAUUAAUUAGUCACUCAAGGUUUCAGUGAUUAAACUCUUAAUUAUUAAUAUGCAUGGAACAAUUAAAUUAUAAAAAAUAAUUUAUUUUCUUAAGGUCUAGAGGUACAAAGUUCAAUGCUAACAUUAGACUAGAUAUUUCUGUUCAGCCAGGACCUAUGUAGCUCAGUGGCCCUCUCAUAAGCAGCUAGAAAUGAGAAUAUGACCACAUUUAGGGCUUGAAAAAGAGCAGUAAAGAAAUUCUAGGCUGUGGCAGAAUUUCAGAGCAUUAAAUUGAAAUUAGGUUUUAAAAACAGAACGAUGUGCAGCAGCAUCGUUACUGCAGUUUUGAAAAAAAAAAAAAAAGGAUCCCAAGCAAGACCAGGAGAUGAAACAUCUGAUUUUAUUAUUUUUUUUCUGAUUAGAAAAAAUCCUGUUGGAUUUUAAAAAGCAAAAUGAAGUUACAAAGAAAGCUCAGGAGUGAAUGUCGCUUGGCUCUGUUGUAAGGGUUAGCAGAUUUUUGUGGCAUCCCUCUGCCUUCAUUCCUUCUACCAUCACCAUAAUGUUCAAACAAGGCAGAAACCAUUGGGUUUCUGCAGGAAAUAUGUGAUAUUUUCAGACUAGAAGGAAGUUCCUCGAACUUGGAAGUGCCAGUAUGUGCCGUAGCAAAGCUCAUUUUAUUCUGUCGUGUUUGCACCUGGUUUGAUCAAUGCUCUCUGGGACUGCAUGCGAUACCAGAAUCAAGGAGCCUGAGAAGCCCCCAUAUGGAAGAGGAAUCUAGGUUUACCACCACAGCCCGUGUAAAACAUGCCCUUUCUCUGCUGUGUCCUGGCCUCCCACGGCAUCUCUGCACCAGGACGAAUGUGCCAGACUUGGGGACAAGGACCACAGUCCUGAGCUCCCCAACUUGCAAUGCAACUUUGCACUUUUCACAGACCAGUGCUUACAGGACCAUGACGCCUCCUGAUUGUAGAUGACCCUCGAUGAGUAGGAGGCCGAGCUCUUGGCCUCGUACAUACCCAUAUCAAUCUGGAAUGACUCUGAUGGUAUCAUUCUGGAUAUAAACUGGUGUAACAGGAAAAAGAAUAAAGUCCGGGACUAGUACUUGGAGUCAGACAUCCCCAAAUCCAGAGCAGAGUAGAUUUCUAUCCAUUUUCUUUCAGACAGUCAAUUUUUCACCCAUUAUUUACAUACCAGCAUGAUGAGAUAUAAUUACAGUGACUGAUCUUAUUUCCCUCAGAGAUCUGUAAAGUCACAAACCAUGUCUUUCCUGGGCCAGUGGACAACCUCUUCCACCCCCUACUGUCUGAAAGUCCCAAGUCCUGUUUGCUUGCAUGGUGUUGCAUUAUGUAUUGAAGAGCCCUGGGUUUGAAACCCCAGUUAUUUCUAGCAUACUGUGAAAUCACAGGGAAGAAGAUAGUCGUUGGGACUGGAAAGUCUGUAACGGAUCUCUAAUGGAAAUAAUGCCCAUUUUGGUUCUGAGGGCCAAGCCUUUAGGACAUGCAGAUUGGCAUCAGCAGAGCACUUGAUGUUUUAUACCCUAGUUUUGUGGAUAUUGUAAUCUUGUACAUAGAGGAAAUCUGAAUAGCAGAUUUGGGAAAAAAGAAAAAAAAAAAAAAAACACUUUUGAUACUCUGUGGAUGAUAAAUUAAGUUUAAAAAGGCACUUUUGAAUUCAAGAGUGUAUUUUUCAUACUCUGUUUCAAACGCAGCUCAGGCUGUUCUUUCUCAGUAGCUGGUGCCAACUGACUCUUUUCUUCUCACUCAAACUGUAAGCACCUCUGCUCUGCCCUCCUGUAAAUAGGCUUUGACAGCAAAGAGUGAUGAAAACUGGCUGUGAACAGAGAAUCACUGUUAAGCCACAUCUCUGUGGAUUGUUAUGUAUCUAGGUGCUUGUGAUGUAUUCUCCAUGCCAGUGAGACCAGGCCUGCUUGCUCAGCACAGGUGAAAUCUCUGCCUUGUUUCAUGGCCUUUUGCCUGAUGUUAUUUAUUUUGUUCUGACUCUGUACAUAUGCAAUGAAUUGGCUAUUUUUUUUCCUUUGUAUUGGUUAAUCUCCUUGCUUCAGAGGAGGUUCUUCUCUGUGGUUGACACUGCUGAAACCAAGCAAUAAAACCAUUGUGAAGAAA
Molecule: messenger RNA, 7615 nt
Organism: Anas platyrhynchos (mallard)
Lineage: Eukaryota; Metazoa; Chordata; Aves; Anseriformes; Anatidae
Product: vasoactive intestinal polypeptide receptor
Biological process (GO): adenylate cyclase-modulating G protein-coupled receptor signaling pathway; cell surface receptor signaling pathway
Cellular component (GO): plasma membrane
Molecular function (GO): G protein-coupled peptide receptor activity; vasoactive intestinal polypeptide receptor activity; peptide hormone binding
Source: RefSeq, a predicted model, not a curated record